AGAGAUAUUUGGGUAUAUAAUAAUACUAGUAAUAAUAGAAUUUUGCUUGCUUUUUUACAUGCAUUAUAUCCGUAGGAUUUUUUAAAGCAGAAUAAGUUAAGAACUUGUUUGUGCGUUUUCUCCACGUUUAUCCACUUGUCUAAGGUUUUUUACAUUUUUUUGUAUUUCUUCAUUUUCUUGGUCACUCUCAGGUGUUCUUGGAAUUGUGAUGUUUCUGUAUUCACAUGGAUUUUAUUUACUUUUGUCUUUUUAUGUUAAUAAAAAUUGAAGAUCUCUCACGUGGCGUUUUGUUAAUUUUUGUUGCUUUACGUCGGCUAUACCCUAUGCCUAAAGCUAAAAGCAUAGUCUUUUGAUUGCCUCUUUGGUUUUUGGUUAAAUGAUGUUAAAGAUUAAAUCUUGAAAAGAUUGAUUAGAUGCUCAUAAAGUAACCGUUUUUGGAAGGCUGACUGAAAAAGAUGCCAUUUUAGAAAUGAUUUGUACUGAGGAUGAUCAAUUAUUGGGUUGGAAAGAUUUUCCAAAGGGGCUUAAAGUCCUACUUCUUGAUGAAGACUGCAAUUCUGCUUCAGAGAUGAGAUCAAGGCUUGAAAAAUUGGAUUACAUAGUUUACUCAUUCUGCAAUGAGAAUGAAGCUUUGUCUGCAAUCUCAAACAAAUCUGAGGACUUUCAUGUUGCCAUCGUGGAGGUAACUGCAGGCAACAGUGAUGGAGUUCUCCAAUUUCUUGAGAGUGCCAAAGAUCUGCCAACAAUAAUGACAUCAAAUAUUCAUUCCCUUAGCACAAUGAUGAAGUGUAUAGCGCUUGGUGCAGUCGAGUUUCUUCAGAAAUCAUUAUCAGAUGAUAAACUCAAAAAUAUCUGGCAACAUGUAGUUCGCAAGGCAUCCAAUGCUGGAGAAAAAGAUGUGCCCGAAUCGCUUAAACCAGUAAAAGAAUCUCUUGUUUCCGUGCCACAGCUACAACCAGUAAAGAGUGCAGCAGGUGACAAAAGUUCAAACGAAACGGAACCUUUUACCACAGUACCAGGCAACAAUAAUGAACACUCAUCAGGCUGUGAUAAAUACCCUGCUCCGUCAACCCCACAAUUGAAACACGGAGUGAGGUCAGUGGACGAUGGAGAUUGCCAAGAGCAUACCAUCUUUUCAACUGAACAAGAUAGUGGGGAGCAUGAUGGGGACGCUAAAUCCGUCGAAACUACUUUUAACAAUACAGUUGCUGAGAGUACUGUCCAAACAAGUCCUCGCGAGCAACAAGGACAGACUAUUGUGAAAGAGGAGAAUGGUUCAUCUCCUCAUCAAAAGAUGGAGGCUGAUAUUGCUACCUCUUCACCAAGUAACAACUGCCCUGACAAUCGCACUAGUCAUUCUGCUGAACCUAGUAAAGCAUCUGCUCCCCAUAGUUCAAGUGGGACUAAAACCAAUAAGAAGAAGAUGAAGGUAGAUUGGUCACCUGAACUACACAAGAAGUUUGUUCAAGCAGUAGAGCAACUUGGUAUUGAUCAAGCCAUUCCUUCUCGAAUACUAGAGCUGAUGAAAGUGGAGGGUAUAACGAGACAUAACGUAGCUAGCCAUCUCCAGAAAUACAGAAUGCAUCGGAGGCAAAUUUUGCCAAAGGAAGUCGAAAGGAAAUGGCCUCAUCCACAACCUAGAGAUUCAGUACAAAGGGGCUGCUAUCCUCAUCAUACACCUAUCAUGACCUUCCCACCAUAUCACUGUAAUCAUGUUCCCGCGGCUGGUCAAUUAUAUCCUGCUUGGGUACCACCAGCAAGUUAUCCUAAUGGUUUACAAGUGUGGGGUUCACCUUACUAUCCGGCAUGGCAGCCUGCAGAUUCUUGGCACUGGAAUCCUCAUCCAGGGAAUUUUGAGCUCGAAGAAUACGAAGCUGAAAACUCAUGUUUUGUAAUAAUGCAGCUGCAUGCUGAUACAUGGGGCUCCCCUGUCAUGCCACCAUCAUUAGGAUCAUAUCCACCAUAUCCUCAGAAUGGUGGAGUUUACCGGCCUAACGGAAUGCAGAAUAGAUAUAGCAUGCUAGAGAAGUCAUUUGAUCUUCACCCGGCUGAGGAGGUUAUUGAUAAAGUAGUAAAGGAGGCAAUAACCAAACCAUGGUUGCCUCUUCCUUUGGGCCUAAAACGUCCUUCCACGGAGAGUGUUCUUCGCGAGCUUUCAAGACAGGGGAUCUCAACCGUCCCACCACAAAUCAAUGGCUCUCGCGGUCGGAGCUGAUGUGGCAAUCAUUUUACUUUACUCUGGGUCCCACAGGUCCAUCCCAAAUUUUUCGCCAACAACUUUGAUUGGCCCACGCAACCAUAAGAGAACCCAGUGCCCUGACCCGACCCGACCCUGACAAGACAGAGGGUUCUGAUUUCUGAAGUAUGAAUAAAUGAAUGGCAGAGAAUGAGCCACGUGUAUGGUCUUAAUUUAAAGGCCAAAAUGGGGCUGUUGUAAAUAUUGGUUUCCCCCUUUUUGUAGCCCAAUUUUGGACGUUUGGGCUGUUGAGUGUGCUCUGUGAAUUGUUUUUGAGAAUAAUGGAUUGGGUCAUUUUGGGGAUGUAUGAGUGAAUGUGGGGCUAUAUUCGUACUUGUCAACAAUAAUUGACCCAAUGCAAACAAUUGAAGCUUACAACAAUCUACAGUGAUGGAAUGAGAGUAUGAAACAUUAACCAUAUGAUAUAUGUGUUCUGUUUGUUUGUUGGGACAUUUUAGCAGAGACGGAUCCAAAAUUUAAAUUUUAUGGGUUCAAGUUAAGUUCAUAUC
Molecule: messenger RNA, 2745 nt
Organism: Nicotiana tabacum (common tobacco)
Lineage: Eukaryota; Viridiplantae; Streptophyta; Magnoliopsida; Solanales; Solanaceae
Source: RefSeq, a predicted model, not a curated record